Molecule: messenger RNA, 5129 nt
Organism: Lethenteron reissneri (Far Eastern brook lamprey)
Lineage: Eukaryota; Metazoa; Chordata; Hyperoartia; Petromyzontiformes; Petromyzontidae
Product: obscurin-like
Source: RefSeq, a predicted model, not a curated record
AGGAAGGACACGAGGCUGAGCUGACGUGUGAAACAUCUCGUGGAGACACUCCAGUCGUGUGGCGCAAGGGUGACAAGAUCCUGAAAGCUGGAGCCAAGUAUCGCAUGGUGCGCGAGGGCAGGAAGGCCAGCCUCGUCAUCAGCUCUGUGGAGCUGGGAGACAGUGACCAGUACACGUGCGACUCUGGAAACUUCCAGACAACAGCAAAGCUCACUGUGACAGAAGCUGGAGUUGUAUUCACCAAAUCGCUCUCGGAUACCAAAGUCCAGGCAGAGGGUGAAGUGACCCUCUCGUGUGAGACCUCCAAGGCCGGGUCACCAGUGCAGUGGUACCAUGAUGAUCACCUGCUGGAUGGUAGCGACAAGCGGUUCCAUGUCAAGCGAGAUGGAAAGGCAGCUACACUGAAGAUCAGUCGCGUGGAGCUAACGGACAGCGGGAAGUACGUCUGUGACUCAGGCUUUGAGAAAACCAGUGCCACCUUGACCGUUACAGAGCUCCCUGUUGAAUUCUCCAAAGAGCUGGGAGAGCUGUCAGUUGAGGAAGGACACAAGGCUGAGCUGACGUGUGAAACAUCUCGUGGAGACACUCCAGUCGUGUGGCUCAAGGGUGACAAGAUCCUGAAAGCUGGAGCCAAGUAUCGCAUGGUGCGUGAGGGCAGGAAGGCCAGCCUCGUCAUCAGCUCAGUGGAGCUGGGAGACGGUGACCAGUACACGUGCGACUCUGGAAACUUCAAGACGUCAGCAAACCUCACUGUGACAGAAGCGGGAGUCGUUUUCACCAAAUCUCUCUCGGAUACCAAAGUCCAGGCAGAGGAUGAAGUAACCCUCUCGUGUGAGACCUCCAAGGCCGGGUCACCAGUGCAGUGGUACCACGAACAUGAGCUGCUGGAUGGUAGCGACAAGCGGUUCCAUGUGAAGCGAGACGGAAAGUCAGCCACGCUGAAGAUCAGUCGCGUGGAGCUAACGGACAGCGGGAAGUACGUCUGUGACUCGGGCUUGGAGAAAACCAGUGCAACCUUGACUGUUACAGAGCUCCCUGUUACAUUUACCAAAGAGCUGGGAGAGCUAUCGGUUGAGGAAGGACACGAGGCUGAGCUGACGUGUGAAACAUGUCGUGGAGACACUCCUGUCGCGUGGCGCAAGGGUGACAAGACCCUGAAAGCUGGAGCCAAGUAUCGCAUGGUGCGCGAGGGCAGGAAGGCCAGCCUCGUCAUCAGUUCAGUGGAGCUGGGAGACAGUGACCAGUACACGUGUGACUCUGGAAACUUCCAGACAACAGCAAAGUUCACUGUGAGAGAAGCUGGAGUCGUUUUCACCAAAUCGCUCUCGGACACCAAAGUCCAGGCAGAGGAUGAAGUGACGCUCUUGUGUGAGACCUCCAAGGCCGGGUCACCAGUGCAGUGGUACCAUGGGGAUCAGCUGCUGGAUGGUAGCGACAAGCGGUUCCAUGUCAAGCGAGAUGGAAAGGCAGCCACGCUUAAGAUCAGUCGCGUGGAGCUAACAGACAGUGGGAAGUACGUCUGUGACUCGGGCUUUAAGAAAACCAGUGCCACCUUGACCGUCACAGAGCUUCCUGUCGAAUUCUCCAAGGAGUUGGGAUCUUUAUCGGUUGAGGAAGCCAACGAGGCUGAGCUGACGUGUGAAACAUCUCGUGGAGACACUCCAGUCGUGUGGCUCAAGGGUGACAAGAUCCUGAAAACUGGAGCCAAGUAUCGCAUGGUGCGUGAGGGCAGGAAGGCCAGCCUCGUCAUCAGCUCAGUGGAGCUGGGAGACAGUGACCAGUACACGUGCGACUCUGGGAACUUCCAGACAACAGCAAAGCUCACUGUGACAGAAGCAGGAGUUGUAUUCACCAAACCUCUGUCCAAUACCAAAGUCCAGGCAGAGGAUGAAGUGACCCUCUCGUGUGAGACCUCCAAGGCCGGGUCACCAGUGCAGUGGUACCACGAGGAUCAGCUGCUGGAUGGUAGCAACAAGCGGUUCCAUGUGAAGCGAGAUGGAAAGGCAGCCAUGCUUAAGAUCAGUUUCGUGGAGCUAACGGACAGCGGGAAGUACGUCUGUGACUCGGGCUUUGAGAAAACCAGUGCCACCUUGAAUGUUACAGAGCUUCCUGUUGAAUUCUCCAAGGAGUUGGGAUCUUUAUCGGUUGAGGAAGCCCACGAGGCUGAGCUGACGUGUGAAACAUCUCGUGGAGACACUCUAGUCGUGUGGCUCAAGGGUGACAAGAUCCUGAAAGCUGGAGCCAAGUAUCGCAUGGUGCGUGAGGGCAGGAAGGCCAGCCUCGUCAUCAGCUCAGUGGAGCUGGGAGACAGUGACCAGUACACGUGCGACUCUGGAAACUUCCAGACGUCAGCAAAGCUCACUGUCACAGAAUCUGGAGUUGUAUUCACGAAACCUCUGUCCGAUACCCAAGUCCAGGCAGAGGGUGAAGUGACCCUCUCGUGUGAGACCUCCAAGGCCGGGUCACCAGUGCAGUGGUACCAUGAGGAUCAGCUGCUGGAUGGUAGCGACAAGCGGUUUUAUGUGAAGCGAGAUGGAAAGGCAGCGGUGCUCAAGAUCAGUCACGUGGAGCUAACGGAUAGCGGGAAGUACGUCUGUGACUCAGGCUUUGAGAAAACCAGUGCCACCUUGAACGUCACAGAGCUCCCUAUUAAAUUCUCAAAAGAGCUUGGGGAAUUGUCGGUUGAGGAAGCCCACGAGGCUGAGCUGACGUGUGAAACAUCUCGUGGAGACACUCCAGUCGUGUGGCUCAAGGGUGACAAGAUCCUGAAAGCUGGAGCCAAGUAUCGCAUGGUGCGCGAGGGCAGGAAGGCCAGCCUCGUCAUCAGCUCAGUGGAGCUGGGAGACAGUGACCAGUACACGUGCGACUCUGGGAACUUCCAGACAACAGCAAAGCUCACUGUGACAGAAUCUGGAGUCGUUUUCACCAAAUAUCUCUCGGACACCAAAGUCCAGGCAGAGGAUGAAGUGACCCUCUCGUGUGAGACCUCCAAGGCCGGGUCACCAGUGCAGUGGUACCACGAGGAUCAGCUGCUGGAUGGUGGCGACAAGCGGUUCCAUGUCAAGCGAGAUGGAAAGGCAGCCACGCUUAAGAUCAGUUGCGUGGAGCUAACGGACAGCGGGAUGUACGUCUGUGACUCGGGCUUUGAGAAAACCAGUGCCACCUUGACCGUUACAGAGCUUCCUGUUGAAUUCUCCAAGGAGUUGGGAUCUUUAUCGGUUGAGGAAGCCCACGAGGCUGAGCUGACGUGUGAAACAUCUCGUGGAGACACUUCUGUCGUGUGGCGCAAGGGUGACAAGAUCUUGAAAGCUGGAGCCAAGUAUCGCAUGGUGCGCGAGGGCAGGAAGGCCAGCCUCGUCAUCAGCUCAGUGGAGCUGGGAGACAGUGACCAGUACAUGUGCGACUCUGGAAACUUCCAGACGUCAGCAAAGCUCACUGUCACAGAAGCUGGAGUUGUAUUCACCAAACCUCUGUCCAAUACCAAAGUCCAGGCAGAGGAUGAAGUGACCCUCUCGUGUGAGACCUCCAAGGCCGGGUCACCAGUGCAGUGGUACCACGAGGAUCAGCUGCUGGAUGGUAGCGACAAGCGGUUCCAUGUGAAGCGAGAUGGAAAGGCAGCCACGCUUAAGAUCAGUUGCGUGGAGCUAACGGACAGCGGAAAGUACGUCUGUGACUCGGGCUUUGAGAAAACCAGUGCCACCUUGAAUGUUACAGAGCUUCCUGUUGAAUUCUCCAAGGAGUUGGGAUCUUUAUCGGUUGAGGAAGCCCACGAGGCUGAGCUGACGUGUGAAACAUCUCGUGGAGACACUCCAGUCGUGUGGCUCAAGGGUGACAAGAUCCUGAAAGCUGGAGCCAAGUAUCGCAUGGUGCGCGAGGGCAGGAAGGCCAGCCUCGUCAUCAGCUCAGUGGAGCUGGGAGACAGUGACCAGUACACGUGCGACUCUGGAAACUUCCAGACGUCAGCAAAGCUCACUGUCACAGAAGCUGGAGUUGUAUUCACCAAACCUCUGUCCAAUACCAAAGUCCAGGCAGAGGAUGAAGUGACCCUCUCGUGUGAGACCUCCAAGGCCGGGUCACCAGUGCAGUGGUACCACGAGGAUCAGCUGCUGGAUGGUAGCGACAAGCGGUUCCAUGUGAAGCGAGAUGGAAAGGCAGCCACGCUUAAGAUCAGUUGCGUGGAGCUAACGGACAGCGGAAAGUACGUCUGUGACUCGGGCUUUGAGAAAACCAGUGCCACCUUGAAUGUUACAGAGCUUCCUGUUGAAUUCUCCAAGGAGUUGGGAUCUUUAUCGGUUGAGGAAGCCCACGAGGCUGAGCUGACGUGUGAAACAUCUCGUGGAGACACUCCAGUCGUGUGGCUCAAGGGUGACAAGAUCCUGAAAGCUGGAGCCAAGUAUCGCAUGGUGCGCGAGGGCAGGAAGGCCAGCCUCGUCAUCAGCUCAGUGGAGCUGGGAGACAGUGACCAGUACACGUGCGACUCUGGAAACUUCCAGACGUCAGCAAAGCUCACUGUCACAGAAGCUGGAGUUGUAUUCACCAAACCUCUGUCCAAUACCAAAGUCCAGGCAGAGGAUGAAGUGACCCUCUCGUGUGAGACCUCCAAGGCCGGGUCACCAGUGCAGUGGUACCACGAGGAUCAGCUGCUGGAUGGUAGCGACAAGCGGUUCCAUGUGAAGCGAGAUGGAAAGGCAGCCACGCUUAAGAUCAGUUGCGUGGAGCUAACGGACAGCGGAAUCGUGUGGCUCAAGGGUGACAAGAUCCUGAAAGCUGGAGCCAAGUAUCGCAUGGUGCGCGAGGGCAGGAAGGCCAGCCUCGUCAUCAGCUCAGUGGAGCUGGGAGACAGUGACCAGUACACGUGCGACUCUGGAAACUUCCAGACGUCAGCAAAGCUCACUGUCACAGUCGUGUGGCUCAAGGGUGACAAGAUCCUGAAAGCUGGAGCCAAGUAUCGCAUGGUGCGCGAGGGCAGGAAGGCCAGCCUCGUCAUCAGCUCAGUGGAGCUGGGAGACAGUGACCAGUACACGUGCGACUCUGGGAACUUCCAAACGUCUGCGAAACUCACUGUGACAGUCUGCUGCCUGUCCUGGAUCAUGCUGGCGUCCACCCACAGAGGCCCCUAUUCAUCUUGA